CUUUGUCGUCCAAGGUUACCAGUCACUCGAAACAACCAUUUCUGACACUGACUGUCUCUCGGGAUGGGUCUGAGGCAAUGAUUGAAGCUAUUUACGUACACGCCGGCAGGUCCGUCCUGUGGUUCUCUGCGACGAACCAAUGCACUGUGGCCUCCCUGUCCCGGGCCGGCGUUGAUGCGACUGUUCCGGAAAGCAACCGUGUCUUGCGUGAUCGUAUCGAAGCGAUCAUUGAUUUAACGAAGGACUUCGGUGCAGACCUUCCGCCUAUGCGAAUUCAAUCGUCUCCGCGUGAUGACCCACGCAUGCAUACAGAUUGGAGAAUUAGAGAUAUGGCUCUGAGUGCUGCUAGACAAGGGACCACCAUCCGACAAAGUCGCUUGCCGCCUAUCACCGAGGGCGGUUGGAUACAGGCAUGUCCUCCGAAUUCUCUAGCGCGGCUCAAUCCUCCGGUGCUUCCCUCCCUCGAUGGUUCCAACCCUAUGCUAUCUAGCAUGACACUACUCAAGUCAUUUAUUGUGUCGCAUCGUACUGCCAUGGAUCCUUGUUAUCAUCCCGAGAUCCUGAUCUCUCAUGGACAGUUCCUUUCGCAUCGCCAAGGGCCGCUGCCACUACCAUACACUCGUCCCUCUAUUCUCGCACUGGGGUGCACUCCUUCAUCAUGACAAUCGUCCUCCAAUUCCCUGUGGAUGGACUUCCGGUAACGACUCCGAAGCUCUCGGUGACGUGGCAUGGUCUGAAAAAGUUGAUGAGCGACUUGAUUGGAGGGGAAGUCCGACGGGUAUGUAUGCUUCGCCCUGAAACACUUUGGAUGCAC
Molecule: messenger RNA, 814 nt
Organism: Pisolithus orientalis
Lineage: Eukaryota; Fungi; Basidiomycota; Agaricomycetes; Boletales; Pisolithaceae
Exons: 2
Coding region: 78-662 (194 amino acids)
Source: RefSeq, a predicted model, not a curated record